AUGCAUCAAGAGGAGAAUGAAAAGUUGUUUGAAGGGUCUGUUAAAUUAAAGUUGAUAGAUGAAUCAAAUAAAUAACAUGGAGGAUGCUAAGCAAUAGCUUUUAAUUCAACGGGCACAUUAUUGCUCACUGAUGAUUGGAAAAAAAAAAAUAUAUGGAGCUUUAAAAAUGGGAAAAUGGAAUUACUGAAAAGAAUAGAUGGAGCUGAUACAACUCUGAAUUGUGUAGUCUUUAGUAAAAAAUAAAAUUCAUUCAUUUACUCUGAUGACGCUUCUCUUAGCAUAUGGAAGCAGUAAGAUGAUAAUGAUUGGAUUUAUUCUGAUCCUUAAACUAAGCAUAAGAAUGCAAUAUUAUGCAUAACAUUAAAUGAGUAGGAAGACGUAUUAUUUGCUGGUGGCGCUGAUUUUGUUAUAACAGUAUGGAAAGUCGAUUUAAUCCUGAAUUAACUGACUUAUGUCUAAUCUUUGUAGAAACAUACAUUUUCAAUUUUUGCUCUCAGUUUAAAUUUUUCUGAAAAUUAAUUGGUGUCUUGUGGUUAAGAAAUAAUUAUAUGGUAAAAAAAUAAUGAAUAAUUAUGGGAAUUUGGUUAUGUUGUUAAUCAAUCAACCUAGUAGGAUGGAUCUAGGAUAAAAUUUUUGGAUGAUAAUUAAUUUAUAUGGGCAGCAAAUACAUAGGAGAGUAAUAAGAUCUUUGUAUUUGAACAUCAAGAUGGAUACUUUUAAGAAAACGAGGAAAAGACUAUUCAGCUAAAUAAUGAUAACGCACCUUUCGAUCUUUAAUUGUUUCCAAUUGUUUACAAUAAAUAGAAAAAUGCAAUAUUUUUUAAGCACAAAAGAAACUUGUACAUUUUGAGAAAAUUGAAAAAUGGUGAUCUUAAGAUUGUUGAAGUCUUUAGUUUAAAUGCAAUCUAAACUUAAGGAAAUGUUACAUAGAAUGGAGAUUACUUAGUGGAAUGGAAUGAGACUAAGUAAGGCUUUUCUACUUAUGAGAUAGUGUAUCAAUGA
Paramecium tetraurelia is the source of this 1002-nucleotide messenger RNA. RefSeq lists its product as uncharacterized. Gene Ontology annotation, molecular function: protein binding. The transcript has a single exon. NCBI's taxonomy places the organism in Eukaryota, Ciliophora, Oligohymenophorea, Peniculida, Parameciidae. Gene Ontology annotation, biological process: iron-sulfur cluster assembly. Gene Ontology annotation, cellular component: cytosolic [4Fe-4S] assembly targeting complex. The record is from RefSeq and is a predicted model, not a curated record.